AUGGUUUCGUCGCUCUCAAUUCCGCAUUUUCGAACUCGGAAUUCCUCGAAUCAAAAGAAAGAGUCGCAUCGUCCAGCCCCGUUGAAGCUCAAAGAGAGCACGUUUAAACCCUCGAAAAAGAGCGAACCCGAAGUGACUGCCAUCCGGGGAAGUAUCUCGUGGCCUGUCGAGACAAUGCCGAGCGAGUCCACCCCCCGGUCCUCACCCGCCGCCACGCCCGAACCCACCGAGACCCUAAGAGCAAAGGAUAUGUCAAAGACACGAACCCAACCCCGGCCCAUGCACCCAAAGAACACCCUGGCUCCGACCGUGGAGCGGCGACCGGUCUCCCCGCAGGAGUCGCUGCGCACCAUCAUUCACCUGGACUCGCCCCCGGACUCGGACUCGGACGAGGAUGGCGAGGGCGAUGGCGAUAUCUCGCCUUUAUCCGAUGGUCGACCGCCUGUACGUUCAGGCAGUGCCCUGGCCCGCUUUUUUCCAGAACUCUCCUCGCAAUUCCCCGUAGUGGCCCAGGGCAACGGCGAUCAAAAUAUGAAGCCUGCAAGCCCCACGCCCUUUGAGUCCGAGCUCGAGGAGCGGGUCAAUAUUCUCUACAAGAACUCGGCGGAUGCCGUCGAGGACUUGGAGGACGAUGAGGGUGCCCUGCGUGGUGCCCUGCGAGGGGUCUUGGAGGGAGCGUUGGGUCAAAAGACGGGUUCUUCCUCAGGCUCCGAUGAGGUCUUUGACUGUGCAUCGUCCUGCUACAGCCGUCGCAGCUCGGUGACCAGCAUUGGAACGGAGUUUGUGGGUGAAGGUCGUGCAUACAAAUCUGCUGAUGCAUAUUCGAUUGUGUCGCCCGUGGCCGCCGGCGUCUUCGAUGAUGCCGCAUCCAUCGCCCCGCGAGCCAUGUCCGACGUGGGCUUGUCACCACACCCCUCCAGAGCCCUUGCGGAUAUGGGCCUGUCACCACAUCCAUCAAAACCCUCAUCAGAUGUGGGCUUGUCACCACGUCCUUCAAUAGCUACUUCCGACGUGAGCUUGUCACCACGUCCCUCAAUAGCUCCUUCCGACAUGGGCUUGUCGCCGCCUUCGCUCAACGGAGCGUUCCCGCCCCGUGCGAACUCGGUUGCCUCGAAAUUCUCCAUGAAUGACUUGAAAAACAAACCCUUGCCCUUGGAACCCCCCGCCGAGCCCAGUCCGUUAAGUGUUCGCCGCACCGACUCCCCACCGACGGGGGCGCUCUCAAUACGAUCUGGCUCAUCACACUCCUUGGCCGUGCAGCGCCGGGGCUCCCAAUAUUCGGCAGUGAGCCGGAAAAACUCACAGUUCCUGUCACCAAUGCAUGGGAAUGACUCGCAGACCUCGUUGCGGCCAUCCCCGGCUGCAAUCCAGCGAAGCCAGUCGGGCCUCUCGUCAAAUACCCACCGAUCGGACUCGGAGGCCCGCCAGCGUCGAGGCCGCCGCCCCGAGUGGUCGGACCAUCUGCAAGCGGGAGGCCAGCGACUUCGCCACGUUCCGACGUUGUCUCAGGCCGCCGAGGAGUUGGAGGAUGCUCUCGCGGGCUUGGCACAAGAUGGAAGCGGCCCGCAACGAACUCUCCUCAUCCUCGAUGGCCCACUCCAGAUCAGCCGAAACAACGGCGGCGAUUUGGUCGCUACGCGCCCGGCGCCCAUGCCCCCAUCGACCAAGCCCCACUCCAGACCAGUCAACAACCCGACUCUGGAGGCCUCCAAGUCGAUGGUGAAAAAGGACAAGGAUCGCAAGCUCAGCAAGACGAAGCCACCCCAGGACGCGGCGAAAGACCGGCAGCUCAAGUCAACCAGCGAGACUCCGACCAAAGAGAAGAGCCGCAAAACGAGCAAGCCCAAGGAGGAUGGGAAGGAAAAAGAGGCUAAGGACAAGUCUAUCAAGGUUAAGGACACUUCCAAAGAAAAGACUCGACAGGCCAGCAAAGUGAAGGACGAGCCAAAAGACAAGGAGCGUCAAGCUUCCAAGGCCAAGGAGUCCAAAGCCAAGGAAGAGGCCAAAGAAAAGGAGGCCAUGAAAGCCAAGGCAGCCGAAGAGAAAGCCCGAAAGGACGAGGAGAAGGCCAAAAAAGACGAGGAGAAGGCCAAGAGGGACGAGGAAAAGGCUCGGAAGGACAAGCAAAAGGCCAAGAAGUCGUUCAUGCUGGCCAUGCCCACGUUCAGUCGCAAGCCGAGCCAGCUGCCACCACAGGAUAUGCGUCGGGCCAGCGUGCUGAGCUCGCGUUCCGAGGCCUCGCUGGACCCACUCGUCGCCGAGCGCAAGGCAUCCUCGCACAUCGACCCGACCGACAUCUCUCGACGUCUUUCGCACCACCAAACCCACUCCGACCCGAACCUCGAGUUGAACGCGCCCUUGUUUAACAAACGGGACGAUCUGCUUCUGCAAUUGCCCCGGCUGCAAACCCACGACUUGGGCUUCAGGAACCCGUUCGACAGCCGCCCAGCCUCAAGCCAGGGGGUCGUCCGCUCGAAGUCGGGCAGCCCCACGCACCCCACAAGGUCCGACUCAGAACGAAGCAUCGAUCCCGCGGACCUAGCUCCCGCCAGUCGCAGCCACACCCCCCCGGAGGAUGAGAAGAUUUUGGUUUCGGUGAACAAGAUGCGACAAGAUCACGCCUUGGUCUCCACAGCUCAGGCAAGCAGCGUCGAGCUCCCCGCCCAGAUCUUUGAGCUGGCCGCCACGCCGCCAUCGCCAUCGGUGGUCCUGUCUGCGCGGCCGGUCGAGGUCCCGCGAUCGGUAGGAAAGGCCUCGCGCCCAUUCGUUUUCCCGGUCAAGAUGCCGGAGCGAGUGGUUGUAGCAAUGAUGGAGAGCAUUGACUCGCUCGACGAUCUGUUCAACUUCGCUAUUGUCAACAAACGUUUCUACACUGUCUUCAAGGCCCGCGAGCUGCCCAUGAUCAAGAACACACUCUUCAAGAUGUCGCCGCCCGCCUGGGAGCUGCGCGAGAUGAGUCCUCCCUGGACCACCGAAUGGCAGCUUCUGUUGGACCCUGACUCCCAGGUUCCCGAGUACACACCGACCCUCUACCUCCGGAGAUACGCCCAGGACAUCUACACACUCGCCCAGCUCAAGUCGCUGGUUCUUGCCCGCUGUGCUCCCUUCUUGCGUCGGGACACCGUGCGUGGCCUGGCGGGAGUGGACAGCGUGCGUGCUGAGGAAGUCGAUGACGCCUUCUGGCGUAUCUGGACAUUCUGCCGGAUCUUCGGCAGCGGCAAGGGCCGCGAGACGGAUAUUGUGGGCCAGAUGGACUGGCUGAAGGGCGGCGUGAUGGCCAAGAGCCUCUAUGGAGCGUCUUCGACUAUGACGGAGCCUUUUGGCAUGACCAAUGUCUUGUUCGAGCCGCCCGAGGGAUUCGGUCGCGGGAACACUGGCGGACUUUCUCAGAAGCAGAUGUACGACAUGACUGAGAUCUGGACUUGUUUGGGAGUGUUGCUGCAGCCUCUGCACGGCAAGUGCAUUGACGCUCGCAAGGUCGGCAUCUUCGACGGCAAAGAUGCUCCGGAGGGCGACACGGUUCGGGAGGAGACGGUGCUUGGAAUGGACUUCUUAUGUCCUCACGCUUGGUCUCUCCGCCGUCUUGACUCUCAGCCCCUCUGCCCUGCCGACACUACCACCGCCACCUUCCACAAGGCCAAGUCGAUUGGUCUCACCAAAUGGGAGGCCACGGAAACCGAGACGAGCCGAUCUUCGUUCCUGAAGGAGGCCGUUUCGCGUGCCUACGAACUUCAGGAGCGCACCCUGUCGCUCCAGUCCAACUCCCCUCUCGAUCUGCUGCAGCGCGACAUGGGCGUUCAGUCUCCCGACAAUGAAGCUCUGCGUGAGAACCGUGAGCGCCAAGCGGCAUUCGCUCUCGAGCUCCGUGUCCGUCGUAUGCGGAACAACAACGGCGGCGACGGCGGCGACAGCGGCGACAGCCCUCAAGGGGGCCGCACUUUUGCCGAAGAACGUCCCAUGUCCGAGUACAGCACUAUCCUGCACAACCUCGAUGGGACCGACCAGGAACCGCCCCCACCUGUCCCUCCGGUGCCCGCUCUUAUGAUCGACCGUUCCUCCAACUCCACCGCGAGCCCUGCUCCCCGAACCCCCAACCGCACCCCUACUCCCAACCGCACUCCUCCCCCUCCGCGCGCUGAAUCCCCAAUCACCAUCCCACCUGCGCGAAGCCCGCCGCCUGCCAUCGCCCCGCCGCCUCUGCAGCCCCAGGUGCUCGACCCCGUCGACCGCGCCAUUGACAUGAUUGUCAAUGAGCUCGGCUUCCACGAGGACGAUGCCAAGUGGGCGCUCAAGAUCACCGACACCGGCGAAGGCCUCGACGUCCCCGCCGCUGUGCAUCUGCUCCAGCGUCAGCGCAAGAAGACCGACCGCAACCGCAACCCAUUCGCUCCCCGGGGCAAGCGCAACAGCUUGCUUAGCUCGGUGAUGAAGCGCCAGGGCUCGCAGGACUCGGGCUGGCGAUGGGCGUAG
Penicillium alfredii is the source of this 4470-nucleotide messenger RNA. RefSeq names its product DNA-directed RNA polymerase I subunit RPA34. Bases 1 to 4470 code for a protein of 1489 amino acids. The transcript is spliced from 2 exons. Lineage: Eukaryota; Fungi; Ascomycota; Eurotiomycetes; Eurotiales; Aspergillaceae. The record is from RefSeq and is a predicted model, not a curated record.